AAGACAGCCCCCUCUGUCUGACAGUCACCACCACAACAUCACCAGGGCGUUUCAGGCUGCUCUUACAACAGUGACAGUACCCCUUAUCUCGGAUACUGGACCGCCCUGAACGGGAUAACAGCUCAUUUUCCAUGCAGACGACAUGAAAUGUUGAGUUGGUAAAAAUGAACAAACCAAGAAUGGCCACGGAAAAAGGUGUACCCAGUAACUCCAGGAUACUGAUGCUUCUCGGCCAACUGGAGAGGAUGACUGGAGAGGCCAUGGUUAAGGAUGUCGAUACAGCUCGACAGAUCACCGCAAAGAUACUGCAUCUUAUACAGACGCAGGAGAAGAGUGGAAAAGAGGUGAUGUCUAAAGGCUGCAGCGGCAUGGAGGUCAUCCUGACCUCGUUAGAGAACACACAGGAUGUCCAGACCACCCUGAACAUCCUGUCGAUUCUCAGUGAGCUGCUUACUGUGGGCAGAGGUCGCAGGGUAGCAGUAUUUGUGUCUAAAGGAGGAACAGGAAUUUUAUUCCAGAUACUGGUCAUUGCCAGUAAGGAGUUGUCACCCAGCGAGGAACUCAUGUUGCAGCUGCAUUCACUGUUGGCCAAGGUUGGCCCAAAAGACAGAAAGUUUGGAGUGAAGGCACGUUUGAGUGGAGCUCUGACUGUCACUGUCAACUUAAUGAAACAGAAACUACAGAAUACCAAACUGCUCAUGCCAUGCCUGCAGGUCCUCAGGGUUUACGCUACCAACUUGGUGAACGCUAUUUCACUGGGCAAGAAUGGGGUGGUGGAGCUCAUGGUUAAGAUUGUUGCACCAUACAAUAAGAAGAACACCACCCUGCUCAAAGUAGCUCUGGAUGCACUGGGAGCACUGCUCAAAUCCAAAACUAAUGCCCGUCGUGCAGUGGACGGCAAACACGUGCCUGUCUUGCUUUCUCUGUACCUGGAUUGGCAUCGGAGUGACACAAGACAUCGCCAUAUGCUGAUUCGCAAGGGGUUUCUGGUCUGCAUCAGAAACAUCACCAAUAUCAAGCUCGGCAGAAAGGCAUUCAUAGAAGCCGAUGGCAUGAGGAUCCUAUACAACUCAUCUGUUGAAUGUCUCCCAGUGCGGACUCUGGAUCCUCUGGUGAAUGUAUCAAGUCUCAUCAUGAGGAAGUGUUUCCCGAAGAACCGUCUGCCUCUACCCACCAUCAAGUCGGCCUUCCAGUACCAGUUGCCACAAAUUCCUGUUGUCGGACCUGUGGCACAACUGUACAACCAGCCUGCUGGAGUGGACGAUGUUGUAGAUGACAGCGAUGAUAACGAGGAGGCGGAGGCAGACUCAGAAAACGAUAGCGAGAAUGAGGAGGAUGAGAAAAAUCACCACACCACGAAUGAAGACAUAGAGACAGACUUAAACAAACUACAUCCUCAAAAGAGUCCUGGUCGUUCUUUUGAGGAGCUGAGAGUCUAUGAGAGGUUCUUCCUGGAGCUAUCUGAAGACUUUCAGGGGUAUAACUUUGAAUGUUCAAAGAAUGCCUCUACUACAGCUUCAUCACCAUCCUUCUCAUCAGCAGCCUCAGGCCGAUCCUCUUGGCCAAUCAUAGUGCCCACAGCUCAAGCCCUGUCCCCAAAACAUACCCCCAUUCCUAGUUCUCAGGGGCUCUGCAAUAAUACCAAAGGACAACACACUCAGCUGCCUCCCUCUGCUUCCGCUCCUCCUCCCCCUGCAUCGCAAAAGCCUCUAAAACUGGACGACGUCCACCUCGCCAAGGACCAAGACAAAAAAAAAGAGUCCCACAUUCCUUCCCCAGAUGGGGAUGCAACCUUGUCUUCAUUCACCAAGCCUUCUCAAGGGCAGAUGAUAGAACAGGAACUGGCACAUGUGUUUGAGAGUGUCUCUCUAGAAGAGGAGGGGGCUCUCAAUGCAGAAGAUGGAAUAAAGGGAGUGAAACAAGCAGAGUCUCCUGUCAAUUCCACAAGACUCAUACACUCUCCUCUGCUCUUAGAAGGUAUUGUGACACGUCGUUCAGGAGGAGGAGGCAGUAACUGGGGUUCAGAUUGUGGUUCAGAGGGUGCUGAGGAUGAAGGAGGGGAAGGAGCCGUUCUGGAGGUGCCAGACACGGCAUUGCUCCUCUCACUGCAUGACCCUGACCUGUACGUGGAAAUGGUGAAGGGAACACACUCUGUACCUCAUUAUGCUGAAGUUGCAUACCCAGACUACUUUGGCCAUGUUGCCCCAACAUUUAGAGAGCCCCUUCUGGAGAGGGUCUACGGUGUACAGAGGUGUAAGAUAUUCCAGGACAUCGAGAGGUUGAUUCAUCCUAAUGAUAUCCUGGAUAAAGUAGUUUAUGACCUGGAUGUGUUAAGUUGUCCCGUGAUUGAAGAUGAAGGCGAAUCACUUAAGUUCAACUCUCAGUUUGAGUGUGGGAAUCUCAGGAAGGCAGUUCAGGUUAGAAAAUAUGAGUAUGAUCUGAUGCUAAAUUCAGAUAUCAACAGUAAUCAUUACCACCAGUGGUUCUACUUUGAGGUGAGCGGCAUGCGUGUUGGAACAACUUACCGCUUCAACAUAAUCAACUGUGAGAAGUCGAACAGCCAGUUCAAUUACGGCAUGCAGGUGCUAAUGUACUCUGUGCAGGAGGCCAUCAGUGGCAGGCCUCGCUGGGUCAGAACAGGAGCAGACAUCUGUUACUACAAGAAUCAUUUUGCAAGGAGCUCUGUUGCAGCUGGUGGUCAGAAAGGAAAGUCGUACUAUUCAAUGACCUUCAGCACAAGUUUCAGCCACAAGGAUGAUGUCUGCUACUUUGCCUAUCAUUACCCAUAUACAUACUCCACUCUUAAGAUGCACCUCUCCAAACUGGACGACCUGCGGACCCCUCAGAUUUACCUGAGACAAGAUGUCCUGUGCGAAACCUUGGGAGGAAACAGCUGCCCCCUUCUAACCAUCACUGCCAUGCCAGAGUCCAACUCCAAUGAUCACAUCUGUCAGUUUAGGAAUCGUCCAAUAAUCUUCCUGUCGGCCAGAGUGCACCCUGGAGAGACCAAUGCCAGCUGGGUAAUGAAGGGCACACUGGAGUUCUUGAUGGGCACCAGCCCACUGGCAGCCAGCCUGAGAGAGGCCUAUAUCUUCAAGAUAGUCCCCAUGCUCAACCCUGAUGGAGUUGUAAAUGGAAAUCAUCGCUGCUCUCUUAGUGGAGAGGAUUUGAAUCGCCAGUGGCAGAACCCCAAUCCUGAGCUCCACCCUACCAUCUUCCACACUAAGAGUCUGCUGCAGUACCUUGUACACAUACAAAGGGCACCACUGGUGUUCUGUGACUACCAUGGUCAUUCCAGAAAGAAAAACGUUUUCAUGUACGGCUGCAGCGUGAAGGAGACAGUCUGGCACUCCAAUAUCACUGCUACAUCCAGCGACCUUCAAGAGGACCUUGGAUACAGGGCACUUCCUAAGAUCCUCUCUCAGAUUGCCCCAGCCUUCAGCAUGGCGAGCUGCAGUUUUGUUGUGGAGCGCACUAAAGAGUCGACUGCCCGUGUAGUUGUAUGGAGAGAGAUAGGAGUGCAACGCAGUUACACCAUGGAGAGUACACUCUGUGGUUGUGACCAGGGUAAAUAUAAGGGUCUUCAGAUCGGCACCAGAGAGCUGGAGGAGAUGGGAGCUCAGUUCUGUGUGGCCUUGUUGAGACUGAAGAGACUGACCGGGCUCCGUAACCACCAGCACUUGCUGGAUUUGGAGAGCGACAUUAUUGGGAUGCAGACCAAAGUGGUCAGCUGCCCCACCACCUACGUGAUGGAGGAGGACGAGCCGUCCUUCCUGGAGGCCAUCGACUACAGCGCGGAGAGCAACGACGAGGACGCGGAGCCGGAGAACGAGGACGGCGGCGAAGUCCAAAAGAUUCCCGAUCACCUGUCGGACACUGACACCAAUCACAGGGAUUGAUGCGGACGGAUGAGGUCAUCUCCUUCACACAGCUCAUGCUUUCAUCCAUUCACUGCUCAGACUGUUAGCUCCACUCAGAUCAAAACGUCACAAGUUUAAAUAUUUGUUUAUACUUGUCAUUUUGACUGAUGAAUAAAUUUAGAUGUGUGUGUAUGUAUAUAUAUAUAUAUACUUGACCCCUCUAUAUCGACACACUAGGUAUGUUGCGCUGCGUUCGGCACCAGUCGGAUCCGAUUUUCCCAGGUGGAUUGAUUUUGUCGGCCCUCUGGAGGUGACAGCGUCGCUGUUGCUGCAUCAGCCUCUCGCGUCAGAUAGACUUGUAUAAUGUUGCGUUUCAUUUACAUCGGAACUCGGAAACUUGGAGUCAGAAAUGCAAACCUUCCUCUGGCCUCGGCAUUGUUGGCAAUUCCAUUCAUUAACAACAGCGUAGCAACAUGUCCAUGGUUAACAAUGUAAACACUACUACGUGUACAACUGAAUAACUGUGAAACAAACACGACGGAGGUGCUUUUAACGGUGAAAGUAGCAGUGUGUUUUCCGAGUGUCCGAGUUUGCGGGGGAAAUCCGAGUUCCGACUACAAAUGGAACGCAGCAUACAUUAAGCCCUUGGUGAGAUUUAGGAUGGAAUUCAACGAAUGUUCUCACCUUUCACCUUCGCUCUAACCUUCAUGGACUUAAACCCCGGACGCCAUACGCUCUCGCAUUAUAGCAGCAGCACAUAUAACCACAUACCAUGUAACGAAGCCAGCAGCUUCUUUCUAUACUGUUUUUGAAACCUCUCUCUUACCUGUUACACUGUGUUUAGUUGAAACAGGAAAGUGGAUCUUCGGCACUGAUCUACUCAUCCUGGAUUUUUUUUUUCUUUCUUUUUAACUCUCCAUUUGUUCAAUUUCAGCCUUUGUUCCUUCCUGACAGGUCAAGGUGAUAGUGUCUAAAUGUGGUAGAGGGUCAAACUAACAAAACCCCCCACCCUUCGCUUCUGUGCUGUUUAAAACAAAUAGAAAUUUGAGUUACGCCCUCACUUCCUCCUCUCCGUAACCCAUACCUCUUUGACGACGGUGCGCUUGGUCCAAUAACCCACGAGCUGUUUUGCCUUGCUGUAUCUUAAACUGAAACUCUUAACGUCACUCAAAUGUAGAAUGUACUUUGUCUUUGUGAAGACAGACUUGCUGUUACAAACACACACAGACUAACACUGGUUGUUUAUGUUUCCUGGUUGCGCACAGACGUAAAAAAAAAUAUCGAGGUGGAACGUUAGAACGUCCACACGCACUGUUGUGGUGGUGUUUUCAUUGUUUUUAAUAAUAGACAGUAUUAUUAUUGUUAGGCGGCGGCGACGAACGCGGCACACGCACACACGCAACCACACGAGCUUGUGACGAGCAGAAAAACCCUUUUGCACUUUCAAUAAACACUAUACAUGCGGAACGUAGAUGGAAACAAACGGAGGAAAACGUCAACUUUUUUUUGCAAACUGGAAUGUCUUUUUGUUCUUUCUUGUGUGAGCACUUUACUUUUGUGAAUUUGCCGAUUAGCGAGAGAUUGAUGCUUAAAUAGAGACGGUGCUUUGUGUUGACACUUUUUUUUUUAAUGAGUUUCUAUUGCAAUUGUACAGCUAGCGCAUGGCUAUUUUCCUGUCGUUUUUAUUUUGUAAUUUAUUACGGAUUGUCUCUGGGAUGUAACCUGUAUGUAUAUGAAGGAUUUUGUGUGUGAGUGUGUGUGUGUGUGUGUGUGCGCACACAGGAGUUUAAGUUAUUCCAUUAUUCAGCUCAGCUAAUGCUCUUACACAGUGUUUCUUCUUUGAAUUUGAUUAUCCUCCGCCUCACUCUCCCCAAUCAUUUUUGCUUUCUCCUCUUCCCUCUGAACCUCUUUCAUUCCGUUCUUUUUCUUCAGUCUUUUUCAGUAACUUCCCUUUUUUUAAGAGUUAAUCAUGAACAUCCUGCAAACCUGGGGAGGUUUUUUUUUUUUUUUUUUGUUCAUGUGUGUGUCUUUGUGUGGAAUAUAUGAUGAAAUUGUGGGUGCUGUUACAGUGUAUCUGUGUUUGUCCUGCUUCUUUUGUUACGUGUUUGUUUGAAGGUGAACAAGUGGAAAUAGCAGCAGGUUUUUAGGUUGACUGUAUAACGCAGGAGACGGAAGCUAAGACAUGAGAAAUAAAAUAUAAAUGUGGUAAAACUGCGGCGUU
Solea solea (common sole) is the source of this 6081-nucleotide messenger RNA. RefSeq names its product ATP/GTP binding carboxypeptidase 1 (gene agtpbp1). Lineage: Eukaryota; Metazoa; Chordata; Actinopteri; Pleuronectiformes; Soleidae. The coding region runs from base 165 to 3899 and encodes 1244 amino acids. Gene Ontology annotation, molecular function: metallocarboxypeptidase activity; zinc ion binding. The record is from RefSeq and is a predicted model, not a curated record. The transcript is spliced from 26 exons. Gene Ontology annotation, biological process: C-terminal protein deglutamylation; protein side chain deglutamylation; proteolysis.